AUGGUAUUCGAAAAUGAUUGUCGUAUGUACGAAAAAAAGUACCCAGAAGAAAAUGAAUUAGUUAUGGUUAGAAUUGAAAGUAUUGGUGAUAUGGGUGUUUACGUAUCAUUAUUAGAAUAUAACAAUAUCGAAGGUAUGAUUCUCUUAUCAGAAAUUUCACGUCGUCGUAUCAGAUCUAUCAAUAAAUUAGUUAGAGUUGGUAAAACUGAAGCUGUCGUUGUAGUUAGAGUUGAUAAAGAUAAAGGUUAUAUCGAUCUUUCAAAGAGAAGAGUCACUCCAGAGGAGUAUGCUCAAUGUGAAGAACGUUUCCAUAAAUCAAAAGCUGUCCAUGGUAUUGUUAGAUAUGUAGCAACUAAACUUUCAACCGAAGAUAAUGUAGUUAAAACUAAACACUUAUACACUAAAUUCGUUUGGCCAUUAUACACAAAAUAUGGUCAUGCUUAUGAAGCUUUUAAAUUAUCAAUUACUGAACCAUCAGUAUUUAAUGGAUUUGAUAUUGCAGAGAAUGAAAGAAAAGUAUUAAUGGAAACCAUUAUCCAAAAACUUAAACCACAACCACAUAAAGUACGUGCUGAUUUAGAGAUUACAUGUUAUGAUUAUGAAGGUAUUGAUGCUAUUAAACACGCAAUCACUGCCAGUCAAAAUCACGCAUUAUCUGUGCUCAAAGCACCAGAAGAUGGUAAAUUUGAUGAAAAAGCAUUUGGUGUCGUUACAAUUAAACUCGUCGCUCCACCACUCUACGUUAUGGUUGGUACUUUUGAUGAAAAAGAAAAAGGUCUUUCAAUGGUUGGUCAAUGUGUUGAUGUCUUAAGUGAAGAAAUUACCAAAAAGAAUGGUAAUCUUACAAUUAAAGCUGCUCCACGUAUUGUUGGUGCUGUUGAUGACCAAGAACUUCGUGAUCUUAUGGAACAAUUAGAAGUUGAAAAUCAAGAUGGUGAUGGUGAAGAACAUGAAGAUGAUGAUGACGAUGACGAUGAUGAAGAGGAAGAAGAAAAACCAAAGGAAAAGAAAUCGAGCAGAAAAUAA
Molecule: messenger RNA, 1026 nt
Organism: Dictyostelium discoideum AX4
Lineage: Eukaryota; Evosea; Eumycetozoa; Dictyosteliales; Dictyosteliaceae
Gene: eIF2s1
Product: eukaryotic translation initiation factor 2 subunit 1
Exons: 4
Coding region: 1-1026 (341 amino acids)
Source: RefSeq, a predicted model, not a curated record